CAAGCGUCUCCUCUCCGAAAUGAGUGGCAACGUACACCCCCAAUCCCCCUCAAACGCACCGCCGAACUAAACAGCUGACCCGCGAUCCAGGCCCACCCCCUCUUCCGCACCAGCCUCUGCUUCUACGCCGGCCUCUCCUACGAAUCUAUCGCCCACAGCCUCGCCACGACCUCCAACCUCCUCAUACCCAUGCUCGAGAUGGCCGAGCAGCAUUUUGUAGCGGCGUUGGCGUGCGUGGAGCGGGGGCGAGAGGGUUCGGCGGGAUACUUCAACGCGUCUGGCGAGAAUUGCAGGCACGGAAUGGAGGAGCUGGACUUUAUAGGUCGGGGAGAUGGGAAUCUGCAAGAUGAGGAGAUGUGGUUCGAUUCGUUCGCAGCGUAUCCGUAUCAUUUGGACGCGUUCAUGCAGACGUUGCGGGAUCAUGCGCAUCGGAUUCAUUUGAUGAGGGAGCGGGUGGAGGCGAGGAAGUUGGAGAGGGUGGAGGAGGGGCGAUUAGGGGAGAUGGAGAGGGAGUCGGCGCCGAAGGCACGGACGAAGCGGCUGUCACAUCGAUCCCAUAUGCUUGAAGUGGAGCAGGGGAAGGAGGCGGUGUGGGAGGAGAGGGACGAACGGAUGCGACGGUGGGCGACGAGGAGGCGGUUUUCGGCGACGAGGUAUCAGGAGCUGUGUAGGAAAGCGUUGGAAGAGAUAGUUCUGUAAGGUGGCGUUGACAUCGGGGAAGGCGGACAGAAUAAUGAAAAGUGUGAGGAGUUGUUCAACUUUGAAUGGACUGUUCUGAUAUUCUCGAGGCUAAUUAUACAUGAAACUCACGUUAUCCGUGCCUAUCAUUGGUAGGCAUUUCAGAGGGACUUUAUGAAAAGCCCUAAUGAUGGUAUGACCGCCUCGGUCAUCAGCUAC
Molecule: messenger RNA, 897 nt
Organism: Eremomyces bilateralis CBS 781.70
Lineage: Eukaryota; Fungi; Ascomycota; Dothideomycetes; Eremomycetales; Eremomycetaceae
Exons: 1
Coding region: 190-699 (169 amino acids)
Source: RefSeq, a predicted model, not a curated record